AUGGAGGAACCCCAGGAGCUUCUAAGUGGGAAGCUCCGGCUCUGCUUCACCCCGGCUGCCCGGACCAGCCUCCUACUGCUCAGGCUCAACGACGCAGCGCUGCGAGCGCUGCAAGAGUGUCAUCGGCAACAGGUUCGGCCAGUGAUUGCUUUCCAAGGCAACCGAGGGUACCUGAGGCUCCCAGGUCCCCACUGGUCCUGCCUCUUUUCCUUCAUAGUGUCUCAGUGUGGCCAGGAGGGCCCUGGUGGUCCAGGUUUGGACCUUGUGUGCCAGCGCCUAGGCAGGUCUGGGCCUAACCGCCUCCACUGCCUGGGUCCACUCAGGGAGCGCCUCACGAUUUGGGCAGCUAUGGAUUCUAUCCCAGCUCCAUCUUCACUUCAGAGACACAACCGGACUGAAGAUGCCAGGGACCGUGAGAGCUGGCAGCAUGUGGGAGACUAUCCUGAAGGAGACACAAUUUUACAGUCACAGAUGGCACUAGAAGAGGUGCCAGAUCCACUGGCAAGCAGCCAAGGACAGUCACUCCCAGGAUCCUCGAGGGAACACAUGGCACAGUGGGAAGUGAGGAACCAGACUCUUCUUCCAAACAGAGAUCCUGAUCGGGCAUUGCCUCCCUCUGCCAGCCAGAAACACGUGGACAAGAAACGUCCAGCGCCUGCAGCUAUGGUAGAAUUAAAACAAAAGAGGCUCAGAACUCUAGCUCCAAGUCCCCUACAAGGACUGCCCAGUCAGGACUUACAGGAGGAAGAUUGGGAGCAAGAAGAUAAAGAUGAAGACAUGGGUCCCAGGCUGGAGCACAGUCCCUCAGUUCAAGCAGAUUCUGAAUCCCCAAGCCCUGAAGAAGUACCAGAUUACCUCCUGCAAUACAGGGCCAUCCACAGUGCAGAACAGCAACGUGCCUAUGAGCAGGACUUUGAGACAGAUUAUGCCGAAUACCGCAUCCUGCAUGCUCGCGUUGCGGCUGCAAGCCAGAGGUUCAUAGAGCUGGCAGCUGAGAUGAACAAUGUUCAGCGUGGAACUCCAGAACACAAGGUGCUGGAAGAAAAGAUAGUCCAGGAAUAUAAAAAGUUCAGGAAGCGGUACCCAGGUUACAGGGAAGAGAAGCGCCGCUGUGAGUACUUGCAUCAGAAACUGUCCCACAUCAAAGGUCUCAUCUUGGAGUUUGAGGAAAAGAACAGGGGCAGCUGAAGCUGACACACGGCUCUUUACCCUCGUGUGAUAUGAAAGAAAAAAGCAGCUAUUAACUAAGAGGACAGUUGUCUGCUGUUCGUAUUGCUGAGUCCAUAAUGGCAAGUAGGAGAGUUGCUCUAGGUUCUUGAGGUUUGGUUUUCAUUAUGACCAUAUUUAAAUUUUUAGGGCAUGGGCACAGUGCCAAGACUCCACAGCUGUGCCCAGGAGUUAUCCAGUAACUGAAAACUAGGCAAAGUAGCAGAGGCUUGGCUUCUCCACCUUUAGUUCAGCCAAGUCAUUUUCGAAUCCUGAGAAAUGACACCGUUUCCAAGACAAGAUACCUUGAGCACAUUAGAAUUUACCUGGUAGCCUCCCUGAAAAAACCUUUGGUAACAAAGCUAAAGGAACUUGUAAUACAACAGGACAUAAUGGGAAAGGGCUUGGGCGUUACCCAUGUAUUAGAAGUGAAUUCUUUUACAAACAUGGCUAAAAAAAUUAAAACUGAUUGCUUCUGUGUCAA
Molecule: messenger RNA, 1690 nt
Organism: Bubalus bubalis (water buffalo)
Lineage: Eukaryota; Metazoa; Chordata; Mammalia; Artiodactyla; Bovidae
Gene: ELL3
Product: elongation factor for RNA polymerase II 3
Exons: 11
Coding region: 1-1188 (395 amino acids)
Biological process (GO): positive regulation of transcription elongation by RNA polymerase II; transcription elongation by RNA polymerase II; snRNA transcription by RNA polymerase II
Cellular component (GO): transcription elongation factor complex
Molecular function (GO): cis-regulatory region sequence-specific DNA binding
Source: RefSeq, a predicted model, not a curated record